CUUCUGCUCUUAGCUUCGAUUUAAAUAUUUAGCGGCAUUUAACCAUCACCAUUCGUCGUCUUCUUCUGACCGACAACUGGAAUUAACUCAUUUUGAAGUUCGAAGAUUAUAAUCUUGGGUUUUGGUUCUAGGUUUUCUUGAAAUGCUAGGAGCAACAUUGCAGAUUGCACGCGGCCACGGGGAGGAUCGGUUAUAUAGCCCCUCCAAGGCAUGGCGAGGCUACCAUCAGCAUCUCCAGUACCUUUCGAGGUCACGAAGCAGCAGUUCUGCUGGAGUUUGGUCUGUUCCGCCUCUAGUAUUAAAAGAGAAGGCUUCCGUUCCUGAGUUCCUUGAGCCGGAGGAUCGAACUGGAUCAGAAAUAGAGCCAUCAAAUGCUCAAUCUGUUUCAGCUUCUUCGGCUUCUUCUUCUUUGUGCUCGUCUUUGGUAUCCGAGAAUGCCCGUUCUAGUAACUUGGAUUGCUUCUUGGAGUCGACGACUCCGUCAAUUGCUGCUCAGUUUUUCUAUAAGACAACUAAGGGAGGGUGCUGGACAUGCGAUAUCGAGUGCCGGCCCUACUUCACUUUGGCGGAGCUUUGGGAUUCUUUCAAAGAGUGGAGCGCAUACGGGGCUAGCGUUCCUCUGAUUCUUAAUGGUAGCGAUUGCGUCGUUCAGUACUAUGUGCCAUAUUUGUCUGGUAUACAGUUAUAUGGUAAAUAUAGUGGGAGAUUUGGUGAAAAGAGUUAUGCUAACAAGUCUAAAGACUUCACUACUGACGGAAGCGGUGAACAUAAUUCUGGAAAGUGCAUGAAAUCAAAGGGCUUCAUUCAGAACACUUCCAAGUUUAGCAUAAAUGGAUUUUUCUUAAGAAAUAACGAUGUUGCCUUGACGGAUGAGUUUUUAAACAAUGACACUCGAAAUACUGAUGGUAUGCUGCUUUUUGAGUUCCUUGAGCAGAAUGCUCCACACAGUCGGGAACCUCUAACCAACAAGAUUUCAGAACUUUCCUGCCACUUUCCUGGAUUGAUGUAUCUUAGAAGUUGUGAUUUGUUGCCUACCAGUUGGAUUUCUGUUGCAUGGUACCCUAUCUAUCGGAUACCAACUGGGACAACAUUGAAGGAUCUUGAUGCUUGUUUUCUUACUUUCCAUCCUCUUUCAACACAAAUUAAAGGUAUCUUGUUUUUGUGAUAACGUUGCAUCUAGA
This is a messenger RNA of Dendrobium catenatum, 1181 nucleotides long. RefSeq lists its product as uncharacterized. The record is from RefSeq and is a predicted model, not a curated record. The transcript is spliced from 5 exons. Lineage: Eukaryota; Viridiplantae; Streptophyta; Magnoliopsida; Asparagales; Orchidaceae. The coding region runs from base 143 to 1165 and encodes 340 amino acids.